Molecule: messenger RNA, 3196 nt
Organism: Callorhinchus milii (elephant shark)
Lineage: Eukaryota; Metazoa; Chordata; Chondrichthyes; Chimaeriformes; Callorhinchidae
Gene: tut1
Product: terminal uridylyl transferase 1, U6 snRNA-specific
Exons: 10
Coding region: 112-2487 (791 amino acids)
Cellular component (GO): mitochondrion
Molecular function (GO): poly(A) RNA polymerase activity; RNA binding; zinc ion binding
Source: RefSeq, a predicted model, not a curated record
AAGCGGGCAGCGGGCGGACCGGAAGUCUCGGGAGGUGACGGAGCGGUUUUGAAACUCCCGCCGUUUCCGCUCGUGGCGGCGCGACCGGAACCGAACGGAACGCGGCGCGAGAUGGACCCCGACACCGAGCGGCGGCCCCGCGGGGGGUACCGGUGCCGCCUGUGCGACAUCAGCGCCCCGAAUGCUCCCAGUUUAGAGAGUCACCUUAAAGGAAAAAAGCAUCAGAAACUGAUGAGUGUGAGAGCCACCAGGAAGCUGCAGGAAGAAAACAGCGUGUUUGUGAGCGGUUUCCGUAAAGGCACACCCGAACUGGAACUCAGUGACUACUUUCAAACGUUUGGCACAGUCGCAAGCAUAAUAAUGGACAAGGACAAAGGCAUCUAUGCAAUUAUACAGAUGGACAGCACAGAAGAAGUGAAAAGGGUGCUGUCUGUGUCCCAGCACUGUAUGAACGGCCAAAAGCUGCGAGUGAAGGCCAGAGAAAAGAAAGACUUCAAAUACGUCCCCAAAAAGAAGCAGGCGCCCGGCAAAAAGCAACUGAUUAAUUUCGAAGAACUGUCGCAGAUUCUCUGCGGAGCUGCUGACGUUGAUGAGCAGCUGCAGCAAUUGUUGCAGUUGUUUCAGUUCUCGGACAGCGAGCGGAGCCUGCGAGAGCUGCUCAUGUCUCUGAUGCAGGAGGUCUUCUCCGAGUUCUUCCCAGGUUGCAAAAUCCUGCCCUUUGGAUCAUCGGUGAAUACCUUUGACGUUCGCGGCUGUGACAUGGAUUUAUUCCUCGAUCUUGAAAACACAAAGACUUUCCAGGCCACUGCCACGGAGGCAAAGACUGAAGGAGUUCAAGGAGCCGAAAGUGACAUACAGUCAGACACCCGUUCUGAGGAUUCCAUCUUGUCUGACAUCGACCUGGAGACUUCGACUCCAGCUGAGAUCCUCGAGUUAGUGGCCACUGUGCUGCAGAAGUGUGUUCCAGGCGUUCACAAAGUUCAGGCCGUCACCACGGCCAGGCUACCGGUGGUUAAAUUUAUCCACAAGGAAUCAGGGUUGCAAGGAGACAUCUCUAUUAACAAUAGGUUAGCUGUACGCAACACAAAAUUCCUUCAGCUGUGCUCUUCGGUGGACCAAAGGGUGAGGCCUCUGGUUUAUGCCGUUCGUCACUGGGCAAAGCAGAAGCAGCUCGCUGGGAAUCCCUUUGGAGGAGGACCAUUGCUGAAUAAUUAUGCAGUCACACUCUUGGUCGUUUUUUUCCUUCAGAACAGGACGCCUGCCAUUCUCCCGACUGUGAACCAUUUAAAAGAGCUCGCAGAAGGUGAAGAUCACUGUAUAAUUGACGGUUGGGAUUGCACAUUUCUGAAUGAUCCAAGCAAAGUGGACGCCAGUGAAAAUUCUGAAAGCUUGUGUGUCCUCCUUGCAGACUUUUUUAAAUUGUACGCGCAGUUUGACUUUGCCGGAACUGUUAUUUCUCUGAGAGAGGGCAAAGCCCGGCCUGUAACAGAGUUCAUUAAACCCGAUUCACACAGACACCUCAAAUUUGGGCCGAUUAAUAUCCAGGAUCCCUUUGAACUGAGUCACAACGUGGCUGGAAACAUCAACGAGAGAUCAGGGCAAAGGUUCAAGAGGCAGAGCGACGAGGCUUUCAAGUACUGCCGCAGCCUGCAAUUCCAGAGGAAAUCCAACAAGGGCAAAAUGUGGGGCAUCGUCAGAUUGUUUCAGCCUCUGAGCAGCGCUGACUGCUCACCCGCCUCCUCCCCAGCAGUGGAUCAAGGCCAAGGUAAAGAAUCGACUUGCAGUGAGAACGUGUUAACUAUCCCCUUCAAGCUGUCGGCCCUCUCUGAGCAAACGAGAAAAAGCCUUCACGGCUCUCUGGACUUCAGGGAGGUCUGGUUUGACAAAGUGUGUCACGCCGUCCUGUACGUCAUGGAGUCUGUCCUCAAAUGCAGUUGCUUCGGUCAGAGCGGCGAAGGAGACGACACAGCCGGUGGAGCGGACCGAAGCCUCGACGCGGUGGACGAGAAAGAGGACGAGGGUUUUGAGGAGGAGAUUUGCUCCGGAUCGAAGAGGCCGUGCGAGGCCGAGGAGCUAGCGGGAACUUCAGCGCCUAAGAAGCCAAGGCUGGGCGGCCUGAGGUACCAGGGGGAGGUGAGGUGGCACUGCUCCGUUUGGAACAAAGUCUGGGUCGGGCGCAGGAAAAUGAGGCGCCAGCUCUACAGAAGCCCGAACAAAGCUGACGCAGAGACGAGCGACAACCCCGGCGUCUUAGACCUCGAAGAGAAGGUUACCGACGCCAUGUUGCGACAGGAAGGGAACGAGGCGAAGCCCAGCCCGCUGUUCGAAGUCCAGCUCGUUGUCUUUCUGGUCGGAGGCAACGGGGAUACCAGGACCGUGAUCCGGGUCACGCCUCUGCAGCAAACCGCGCUAUUUCCCGAAUUCUUUCACUUCCUGCAGUUAUUCGUCCCGAAAAUGACUGAGAAGUACAUCGAGAGAUUAGACUGAAGAGAAAAUAGUGACCGCUGACCGGUCAUUCGCGGCGAGGGGUCGCGGCUGCCGUUUCUGCGUUCUUGCAGAAAGCUUUAUUUUUCUCCCCCACUGAAGUCGAGUCCAGUCUGAGGCGGCGCUGCGCAAGGGUCGUGGGUUUUUUUUUUAGCGUGAGCUGCGAAAGACCGUAUUUUCUUCUAAAACGGCGACUCGGAGCAAAAUAUUUGGAGCGGGUAAAUCGCUGGAAGUUCUGGAAGGGAAGAACGUGGUUUAGUGCCUUGAACGUCAGAAGUCUCAAAAACGCUCCUCCAUAAUUCUCGUUUCUAAACGAUUCUAAAUCUGGGUUUCUUUUUUUUUCCCAUUCUGGGCACGGUGAGAUGUCGUGUGAAACUGCGUGGUUGGCUUCACGGUAGGUUCCCGAUCUCGGCUGAGGCUGUCCGGAGAGAGGUAGGGAGAAAAUCAUCCGAUGCUGGAAAAAGCUGCGAGGUUCAUGGCUUAUCCUGGGACUGGACAGAUUGUUUUCCUUUUGACUUGCACAAGGAUCUCGAACGUAUCGGGAAGACUCACGAAGUCUACGCGCCGCAAAACUUGUCCAGUUCCCUUAUGCCGCGUCUGCCAAAGGCGUUACGGCUGCGGUUAGUUCAAUUGGGGUAACAAUGUCAAACUGUCUCAUUUUGAGAGAAAGAAAUAAAACCGUCUGAUUUAAAACUUUUUGCAGACUUUUUAU